This is a messenger RNA of Fusarium vanettenii 77-13-4, 1587 nucleotides long. RefSeq lists its product as uncharacterized. Bases 1 to 1587 code for a protein of 528 amino acids. Lineage: Eukaryota; Fungi; Ascomycota; Sordariomycetes; Hypocreales; Nectriaceae. The transcript is spliced from 3 exons. The record is from RefSeq and is a predicted model, not a curated record.
AUGCCUGCUGGCGCGCUGGCUAAUGCCUGCGUUCCAUCAACUUUCGCCAACAUCUCUCUGGCCGGUGCAGAAAUCCUCAACGUCAAUGCCCAACUUAUAACCAACUUCAGCACAACAGCGCCUUCCGCCUAUCGAUACACCCAACCUACCCGUCAGCUAGUCAACGCUACGUUUUGUAACGUCACCCUCUCGUACACGCAUCCUGGACAGCAUGAUCAGAUCGGGGUUGAGACUUGGCUUCCUGUCGACCACUGGAACAACCGCUUCCAGGCAGUCGGUGGUGGCGGAUUUGUUGCCGGCCGCUUUUUCCUCUCGUACGGAAAUAUGUAUGGCGCACUGGCUGACGGAUAUGCGACCUCGACCACAGACGCCGGUCUCUACCCCCUUGGCUCUCAGGAAGCUUCCCCAUGGGCCUUGGUUAGCCCUGGCAACGUAAAUCUGUACAACCUGAAUAACAUGGCAUCUGUGUCCUUGAACGACCAGGCUAUUAUCUCCAAAUCUGUCAUCAAGAACUUCUACGGCAAACUCCCAGACUAUUCGUAUUGGAAUGGUUGCUCCCAGGGCGGAAGGCAAGGUCUUAUGCUUGCACAGCGUUACCCUGAUGCUUACGACGGAAUUGCAGUCGGUGCUCCGGCUAUCAAUUGGGGCGAGGUCUCCUCGUACGUCCAGUGGCCACAGCAGGUCAUGAACGAGAUGAACCAAUAUCCAUUCCCAUGCGAGCUUGACGCCCUCACAUCAGCUGCAAUUUCUGCCUGCGAUGGUCUAGAUGGGGUUGAGGACGGUAUCAUUGGCGAGGCGGUCGAGUGUAUAAACCAGUUCGAUCCAUUUUCAUUAGUGGGCACGACUAUAGAAUGUGACCAGACUGGCAGUAGUAUCGAGAUCACGAAAGCUGCUGCUCUGGUAGCCAACGCCACCUGGCACGGAAUGGUCACGAAGAAUGGCAAAUCCACAUGGUUCGGUGUCCUUCCGGGUGCUGACCUGACGGGAAUGUCCCCAAGCUCCAACGGACGGCCUGGAAUUGCUGCAACCAACUGCACCUCGGAGUCUUGCGUCGGUGCGCCUAGCAUGCUCGGUCUCCAAUGGCUCCAGCUAUUCGUGGCAAAGGAUCCUGCAGUGAACUUCACGAGCCUGACCAGGCAACAAUUUGACAGAUUGGCUCAUCUUAGCAUAUCCACCUACAAUUCCAUAAUUGGGACGAGCGAUCCCGAUCUGUCGAGUUUCCGCGAUGCUGGAGGCAAGCUUGUUUCCUUCCAUGGUAUAGCCGACAACAUCAUCCCAGUUCAAGGUACCGAGCACUACUAUAAUGCCGUGAAUGCCACCACGGGGAACGUUUGGGAUUUCUAUCACUAUUACGAGGUGCCAGGCUUGGGUCACUGCUUCGGUGGUAGCGGUGGACAGCCCACCAGUCUCUUUGAACAACUGCGUGCCUGGGUUGAGAACGGCACGGUCCCGGAGAGCACGCCGUAUAUAAUCACCGAUCAGACUGGCGCAACGCAGAACCGCAUUCUCUGUCCCUACCCUGAAAAGGCUGUAUUUGACAAGGCUUGUGGAGAUAGCACUAAUGCCGCCUGCUUUAGGUGCGCCUAA